UGCUUUUAAAUUAUUCAUUUUAUGAGAUAUAGGGCAUUUAGAACAUUACAAAGCAAGAAAAAGAGAGAGAACAGCCAUAGAUCUAAAAGAACAGUCAUAUCUUAUGUGAAUCAAGGUAUUGCAUAUGUUUUAAUAAAAUUAUUAACAAUUUUGAUCUAUUUUUAGGGAAAAAGACGAAAAAUAAAAAAAUUAAAAUGAAAUAAAGACACUACUAACAAGGAAACAAUCUUUAACAAAGAGAACUUUGAUGACUCUUUAAUCAAAGAGUACAAAACAGUUCGUAAAUAGGAAGAUAACUGCUUUAAAAGGCUCUGUACAAAGUGAAAAGGAGAAGAUGGAAAAAUGCUCUGCUUUAGUUCUCAGAUACAAGCCAGACUCGAUCCAGAGAGCUCCCAUUCAAAAUAAGAACUAUAUAAUCAAUACUUAGAAAGC
This is a messenger RNA of Moneuplotes crassus, 432 nucleotides long. NCBI's taxonomy places the organism in Eukaryota, Ciliophora, Spirotrichea, Euplotida, Euplotidae. The record is from the annotation of a GenBank genome assembly.